Linum trigynum is the source of this 5572-nucleotide messenger RNA. The record is from the annotation of a GenBank genome assembly. Lineage: Eukaryota; Viridiplantae; Streptophyta; Magnoliopsida; Malpighiales; Linaceae.
AUACAAGCUAAUGGCAACUAUGACAAGGAUAACCAAAACACAAGCCUCUUUAUGUAUCAGCAAAGAGCUAAUUAGUCUUUUUCUUCUCCUUCUUCCAUUUAUUUCUUCUCUGUUAGUUUUCCUUUCUCUACAAUUCCAAUCCCUAAUUUCAAGCCCUAGCUUCUUUUUCAAUUGAUAUCAGAGCCUGGUUACGAUCCAGGGACCUGUGGGUUAUGGGCCCACCACGCUUCCGCUGCGCAACUCUGAUUUCCAUUUAUUCGUCCAACAUGUUUGACAUGCCCCCAAUCAAUAUUUGUUGGUUUGUGAAUUGCCCCCUGUCCAAACUUUGGGACACUAAUUUUUUCUCUUGUUGGAGACUUUGAUAAAAUGUGCAGUAAAUGAUCACAUCGAGGUAGACCAAAUUUUUUUGUUUUGAAAUUUGGCAUCUGGUCACCAUCCCAACACUGAGAAUUACUUUUGGUAAUCAUCAUUGCCACAUCUGCUAACUUGGUGGAAUGUGUGAAAAAUAUUCAUAUUGCCAAGAAAUGGGAUGGCAUGCCCCCCUAGCAGCUUAACUUGAUCAUUAUUGUCAAAUUUCCUAUUGUGCUUCUCUUUUUCAAUGUAUUCACAUAUGGGUUGCUUACCAGUUUUUCACUUUUGAUAUUUCUAGAAGGACAAAUACGUUUUUUUCUAAUGGCUUAUGCAAGCAAUACUAUACUUUUGAGGUCGGGCAAACAAUGAUGUUCCCAGAACAAGACACUUUUGCAUUGCUUGUUGUAAACAACAGUGUUGAAUCCAAAUGAGUGGGCGAGUCCUUAUUGACAUUAUCUAAACCACUACCAAUUCCAUCAUUGGCAUAUGCAGGUUCUUUAAGUUUUUUACUAGUCAAGUGAGAACAGUUGGAUUGACCACUACUGUUACCUUUACAUUGUGGACUGUCCAUCAAAAUAGGCAGACACCCAACUUUCUCAUCAACCAAUUGUGGUUAAUUGCCAAAACCACGAGUUUGGGCAGUGUAACAUCCCUUACCUUUUGCUAACGAAGAUAUUGUCUGCUUUGGGCCUCGACCCUCACUUUUUUUUUACUUGGGGUGCAAUUCAAGGUGACUUCCCAUAAGGUCACCCAUCCUUGUUGUACUCCACACUGAGCACAUUUGAUUUCGGCGUUCUCACAAUAACUCCUCCAUUUCACCUCAGAACCCGUCUUGCCAUUUAAGACCGGUUUCUUACUUAUGAACCAUGGAUCUCUCCCGUGCUUUAUCAAUGUGGGAUUUGCCUUAGGUGUUACGGGCACUGCUUACUGUUUCAAUUUUUUCAUUCACCAAAUUCUUGUCGCUCAACAACAAGAUUCUUUCUGGUACAAUGGAUGCAUCGUGCAUAAUUUCAUAUUUUUAAAUUUCAAUAUCACUAACCUAUCAAUCAUCCUAUCACAAGCUAUAUCAAAGCUUUGCUCGAUAUUAGCAAAAUGCUUAUUUAAAGAGCCAAUGUGAAGAUUUACCUGUUGGUCGAUUCUAUAGAGCCCAGCCACCAUUUAAUGAAUCUCCUCCAUCAUUUGGCAGAGUGAGGGCUUUGCUUCAUAUGGAUCUGGACUUGAAACCAAGAGUGACAUCAUUAAUCCAACACUGUUACCUGAGGUCCCUCCAACUUGGUCAAUCUCGACACUAACCAACUGCUCCUCCAAAAAAAUCAUGUGAAAGAUCAUCUUCUUGUUGUAUCAGUCGCGAAGCCAUACCAAACACACGUGUCCCACUAGGCGUGCCAAUUUGUUAACGAUGAAAAAACGGUGGUUGGAUUGUGCAUGACUUCUAUGAAGGUGAAUAUUGUUAUUAUGGUCCACACCUCUUCAAAAAAUAUCCGAGCGAGGUUGUUUGGUGUGUGUGGAAUCUAAGUUACCUUACACUACUCCUAUGGAGAUUACUUGAGAGCUCCGCGAAUACAACUAAGACUACGACUAUGAAUGAUCCUUCAUGGAGGAGAGCUCCACAAACUACAAAGAAAAAGAAAAAAGGGACAGUUGAGCUAAGUUGUCUUUGUGUUGUGUUGUGAUGGUCUGCCUUGCUCCAGAAGGUUUCUUUAGGUUUUGUUGCCCAAAUUCGUCCAACUGCUCUCUCACUCCUCCUCCUGAAAAGUAGCUCCACUUAGCCUCUAUGCAAGUUAGUUGUCAUCGUCAGAAGUCUCUAGACGCCUCAUCAUGUCAUCUUGUUUCAUCAUGGAUGGAACUAUCUGACACGCCAAAACACAACACCAAUCUGCGACCAAGUGUAAUCGAAGACCGGGAAUGCAGUAAAGUGGCAAGUUAUAUUAUCAACCCGGGGUCUAGAUCUACUGCUUACUCAGUGAUUAUCUAUUAUCUAGCCAACUAAGUCAAGUGAUUGUUGUUUAAAGCAAAAGCAGAAAGAAAGCAGGAAUUGGUACGGUUUUCUCAAGCAAAGAAGAGUCACUCGGGAAUGAGUCCCCCUAGCUCCUUAGUUAGGUUUCAAUUGUAAUUUCCCUGGGUUGAUUUACUGUUGAUUAGACUGCGGAAGAUCCGACAGUAGCUUGGAAUCUCUUAAGCUGACCAAGCCCUCUCAGACUAACUACCCGGCAGACGACUAGUCUUCACCGGGAUAGAAAGCUGAAGCAGUAAGAACAGAACUCCACUACUGGAAUUGAAUUCCAGUACAAAGAAGUAAACUGGCUAACUCUCGUAUAGCCAAUCUCCUACUACCAAAUGAUGAGGCUCUAGCAACCUAAUCAGAUUCUAUCUAUCUCAGGUUGCAGCAGAAAUCAGGAAAAGCUGAUCAGACUUCAAUUGACUCAAUAAACAUGCAUCAUUCGAUUAAAACCAAGCAGUAAUAUCAUCCCAAGUCAUUACAAUCAAAUCCCUAACACAUAGAACUAGGGUUCUUCAUAUCCAAGUGAGAGAAGGGUUCUACUCCAUAGAGAGAGAGAGGAAAACAGAAUACAUAGUAGUCAUACUCAUAAAGAUGAGGAAAAUCUUCUCUGGGAUGAUGAUUUCCACUCCUAUGACGAUCUCCAAGCUUGAUUUGAUGAAACCCAGCUCCAAGAUAGCUUCUAGGAUGUGUUCUUCGUACUUUCUCUCUCUAGGGCUCUGUUUUUGCUCUCAAAACUCGAUUCUCCCACUUUCAGCCCGAAAUUGGGUAAAAACCCAGAAAUUCCCGACUCACACGGGCAGGCCCACACGGCCGUGUGGCAUACCCAGUUGCCCGUGUGACUUCAAAACGCCGCGUUCCGAUUAAUUGCACUUCAGGCUUCCUACACGGCCAGGGUCACACGGCCGUGUAGCUCACCCAACCUGGCCGUGUGAAGCCUCGCAGAAUUCCACACGGCCAAACAGCAACUUCACACGGCCGUGUGACAAUCAGGGCUGGCCGUGUGAAGGCUCGCACAAUCCCACACGGCCAAAGUGGUCACUUGCACGGUCGUGUGGGUUGUGGGUGUGCCCGUGUGGCUUCCUUUUUGACUUGCCUCGCGCCCGAUCUUCGUCCAAUCGACCCCGAACUCGCUCCUAAACCUUCAUUCACUUGCUAGGACCUGAAAUAUCACAAACAAACACAACCUAGCAUGAAAUCGGCCUAAAACACGAGAAUUACCAUCUCAAACGGCUCCAGAAUAGGGGUAAAAACAUGUGCAAUUAACGGCUUAUCACUAUCCAACUAGUAUUUUGGAUUGUAUCGAUAAUGCGGGAUGGUACCAUCCAGUUAGUACUUUGGAUGGUGUCCAUGAUAAAGGAUGGUUACCAUCCACUAAGGUUGGAUGAUGUCCAUUAUAUGGGAUGGUACCAUCCACCUUAGAAUUGGAUGGUAUUCAUGACAUGGGAUGGUCACCAUUCAAUAAGAGGUUGGAUGAUGUCCACUAUAUGGAAUGGUACCAUCCACUUUGGGGUUGGGAUGGUAUCAAUGAUAUUUGGUACGGUACCAUCCACCUUAGAGUUGGAAUGGUAUCCAUGAUAUUUGAGAUGGUACUAUCCAUCAUAGGAUUGGAUGGUAUCGAUGAUAUUUGGGGUGAUACCAUCAACCAUGGGGUUGAGAUGGUACCAUCCACUUUGAGGCUGGAUGGUUACCAUGGGACUUGACACAUGGUGACCAAGUACUUGUGGUCACCUUGCCCCAACUAUUACCCAGUAAUAUACUGUCCAAAUAGAAAAUUCACUUAGUUUCCAAAACCACCUUAAUGGUAUUUUAAUUGAAGAUUAUUUUGGUGUAAACAACCGACAUAUCUUUGGUAAUUUAUCGUCGGUCAUUCGGUAAUCCAAUACCGAAUAUGAGAAGUGAAGCCAAACGCGUCGGCCCCUAAGACCCCAACCCAGCAAUCCUAAUUAAGUAAUAACUAGUAAGUAAUUAACCUAGUAAAAUACUAAUCUUUUGUAUUGCUCUCUCGUCUCUCCACUGCCUGUCGUAGGAUGAGUCACGCACCUUGAUCCCUCCUCCACUACUCGAAUUUAAACGUCGUCGGCCGCCCGUCCAAAACAAGCAGAAUUUUUGUCCUCUCUGUCAUCGACGCACGCUCGAACUACAGAGACGACCCAGUACGACCUAUCAAAUUUUUUUUCAUUUCCUUCGGGCUCUAUUUUUGUCGACCUUCGUUGGCCCUACUUCGCUGCCGGAGCUUAAUGGCUCGACCCAGCGGCCCAACUGUUCAUCGACCCAGAGGAGAGUAGGCGGUGAGUGUUGCAGGCUUGCAGCCGGUAAGAGGAGCAAAGCAAUGUAUAUAUAUAUGGUGAAUUCUAUGGUACCCCGGGUGAAAUCCGGGAUACCGCAUACCUUGAGUAUGGAAAUGGUAUCUAGACCUCGAAUUAACAGGAUUUUUGGGUUUGAUACUAUACCCUAACCCUUAAUGAGUGAACCCUAGAUCCUAAUUAUCUAAAUCAUAAUCUAUAAACCCUAAGAUGGUGCAUUCCUUUUUGUGCCUAUAUUUGGACGAAUCAUAACCGUCGAUUAUUGUUUCUAAUUAAAUUGAUAUUGGAGUAUAAGAUUGGGAGAAUGAAGACCUAGAUUUUGAUCUUUAAAGGUUAGAGUAUAGUAUCAUGCCCGAAAGAUCGAUCAAUUCAAAGUCUAAAUAGUGUUUUCAUACUCAAGAUAUGCGGUACCCCGGAUUUUACUAAGGGGACCGUAGAACUCGCCAUAUAUAUAUUUAUAUUUAUAUUUAUAUAUAUGGUUCAGGCUAGCGUAUGCCCGGGCGUACGUUAGACUACCGUACGCCCAUUUGAGUUUUUCUAUUUAGAUAAGGAAUUAACCGGAGUUUUGGACAUGAUACUAUAUCCUAACCACUAAUGGAUAAACCCCAGUCCCUAGUUUGCUGGCUGUGUAUGUUAUUGUCGAGAGCAUAUGAGACGCUUUGUUCUUAAAUAGGUAGUAGCUACUAGCUAGCAAGUCGAGCAGGGAAAACAGGUAUCCAGUUAAUAACAUAUACCGUAUAAAUUCGGUAUUCGGUUUACCGAGUUAAGUUCGGUAUCGACAAACAGUGAAACGCCCUGAUCCUUUUAAACAUACUAAAAUACUCAUGGCUCAAUAGCCGACCAAAAAACUAUGUUUAAAAAUUCCAAUAAAAUUAAAUACAACCGAAUCACUUCCAAAGAAAUUCUAAUGAAAUGU